GUUGGAGGGGCUGAGUUGAUGAAGGCAGGAAUUUAGCCAUCCGGCUUCUCGCCCUCUGGCGGCUCCAAACGGCAGGCCGACUUGCUUUCACUACCCGCAUGCUCCUAGAUCCACACCGAGAGUCUCCAGGGGGGUGACUUGUCGGGUGCGGGCUUCCAGAUGGGGGAUGAGGGGCCGGGAAGCCCGGUGCAUCUGCUGUGCCUCGCAGCCUCUAGCGGGGUUCCCCUGUUUUGUCGGAGUAGCAGCGGCGGCGCCCCCUCCCGUCAACAGCUUCCUUUCUCUGUCAUCGGCUCUCUCAAUGGAGUCCACAUGUUCGGCCAGAAUCUGGAUGUGCAACUGAACUCUGCAAGAACGGAAGACACAACCGUAGUGUGGAAGAACUUCCAUGACAGUAUCACUCUCAUUGUUCUGUCAUCUGAGGAGGGCACCUCUGAGCUGAGGCUGGAAAGAAUGCUCCACAUGGUGUUUGGGGCCAUGGUUCUCAUUGUGGGACUUGAGGAGCUGACCAAUAUCCGGAAUGUAGAAAGACUGAAGAAAGAAUUGAGGGCCAGCUACUGUCUCAUCGACAGCUUCCUGGGGAACUCAGAACUCAUCGGAGACCUGACCCAGUGUGUGGACUGUGUCAUUCCUCCAGAGGGGUCUGCCAUGCAGGAAACCCUUUCAGGGUUUGCAGAGGCCACUGGCACAGCCUUUGUCAGCCUGCUUGUAUCAGGCCGAGUGGUGGCAGCGACAGAGGGCUGGUGGCGCCUAGGCAUGCCUGAAGCUGUACUACUCCCCUGGCUGGUGGGGUCCUUGCCACCACAAGCUGCUCGAGACUACCCGGUGUAUCUGCCCCACGGGAGCCCCACGGUCCCACACAGGUUGUUGACCUUGACGCUGCUGCGUGGCCUGGAGCUGUGUCUGCUGUGCGGGCCGCGCCCGCCCCUUGGCCAGCUGGACCCACAGUUAAUGGAACGCUGGUGGCAGCCUCUACUGGAGCCCCUCCGGGCCUGCCUGCCACUGGGCCCUAGGGCGCUACCCGAAGGGUUCCCACUACACAGCGAUAUUCUUGGUCUGUUGUUACUCCACUUGGAACUGCGACGCUGCCUCUUUACUGUGGAGCCCUCCAAGGAUAAAGAGCCUUCCCCUGAGCAGCGCAGGCGCCUCCUUAGAAACUUCUACACGCUGGUGGCCACCACCCACUUCCCGCCAGUAACUUCAGCAUCCAUCGGGUGGUUGGCUUUGAAGAUUUUCUGUGCCUCCUGCAGGGGGCUGGAAGGUUGAAAGCACUGUCAGGCAUCUGAGGCCCCGCCCUCAGCCCUGCCCCGCCCCUCAGCCCCGCCCCUCACAGGCUCAGCUGCUUCCAGCGCUGGAAAAAGUCUUGGGCCGCCAUCUCUGUGGGCUGGAAGAAUUUGUUGAUGGUCACUGGGAGCUUCAGAGUGAGGGACUGGGCGGUGCCACCGUACCUGAGCAGAUGAGGAGCAGCUCAGCUGGGCCCCAUCCCUGAAGACACUGCCUCACUGCCCUACAGCCCACACGGUGCUGCUCGCACUUACCGGAAGCGCACCGACAACAGUGGCGGCGUCAGGAAGUCUCGCAGACACUCAAUGUUGAGUACUUGCUGCACCUGUGCGCCACCGUCCACUUGUGCCGCCACACGCUUGGUCUGCACCGCCAGCUGUGGCUCCAUAGUCAAGGAAGCCAGGGACAGCGGUGGCACAACUGAGGCAUCUUGAGGAGCGCAAGCCCAGCAGCUAGAGGCUCUGGGCCACUGCAACUGGCCUACACCUAACUCCUCCUUCCUCCUGUGAGAUCUGGGACCCCUGGGAAUAUACUUCUCCAGCCUCCACUCCUAGCUUCAAUGGACCCUAGUGGGCACGCUGGGACUUUUAGCCUCCAGUGCAAACUAGGUACAUAAAAGUGUCCUGAGGAAUAGAUGAAAGCACCCAGCACCACAACAUGCCUGUGUUAGUAGUGGUCAUGCACCCAGAUGGAAGCAAUGACUGUCACCAUCUGUACACAGGUCUGAUUUCAUGGAAAUGGCUGGUAUCUACACUCACCUACUCUGCCCUACUUCUGACAGAGCUUUCUACCCUGGGCUCUGGAAAGGCUGGUGAACGAAGCAGAAGGGGAAAGGCCAGUUAGUCUCACACAUUCAGAAUGAGGCCAAUAUAAGGGAGAGGGGGCCUGGCUCUGCCAUACACAUUCCAGGACAUCCCAACUGCUCUUCCAAAAAAGCCACGGAAGCCAGGCUCACUGGUGCACACCUACACUCACAGCGUGGGAGGCAGAGACAGAAGACUCACCUCGACUCAAAGCCAGCCCAUUCCGGAGCAAGUGGAGGUCAGCCUGGGUGAUAUUAAAGUUUCACAAACAACACAAGAUCCUCAUAAGCAGAAAGAGAGAAGCUACCCCCCGGAGGGUUAGGAGGCAAGUCACUCAGCUGAUGUAGUGCAGGCCAACACUGCAGGCAUCCCUGGUUAACCUGAGUGCAGCAAAAGUAAGGUGCCUGGCAGGGUACCUGGUGUGCUGGAAGUCACAUACUGCAUACUGGGUUACUGUCACCUGUGCCAGAGUAAAGAGGUCUACCAGCUA
Molecule: messenger RNA, 2574 nt
Organism: Mus musculus (house mouse)
Lineage: Eukaryota; Metazoa; Chordata; Mammalia; Rodentia; Muridae
Gene: Fuz
Product: fuzzy planar cell polarity protein
Exons: 11
Coding region: 160-1263 (367 amino acids)
Biological process (GO): vesicle-mediated transport
Cellular component (GO): cytoplasm; cytoskeleton
Source: RefSeq, marked validated